GAGCCGCGGACUUCGGAGGCAAGAGCCGGCGGUGAGCGGAGUGGGCCAUGCGCCGCCGCCUCUGGCUUGGCCUGGCCUGGCUACUGCUGGCGCGCGCGCCCAGUGCUGCGGGGACCCCGAGCGCGCCGAGGAGGCCGCGCAGCUACCCACACCUGGAAGGCGACGUGCGCUGGAGGCGCCUAUUCUCCUCCACCCACUUCUUCCUGCGCGUGGACCCCGGGGGCCGGGUGCAGGGCACCCGCUGGCGCCACAGCCAGGACAGCGUUGUGGAGAUCCGCUCUGUCCGUGUGGGCACCGUGGCCAUCAAGGCUGUGCACUCGGGCUUCUACGUGGCCAUGAGCCGUCAGGGCCACCUCUAUGGGUCGCGGGUCUACGGCGUUGACUGCAGGUUCCUGGAGCGCAUCGAGGAGAACGGCUACAACACCUACGCCUCACUCCGCUGGCGCCACCGGGGCCGGCCCAUGUACCUGGCACUGGAUGGACGGGGAGCCCCCCGGCAAGGCAUCCGCACACGGCGGCACCAUCUCUCCACCCACUUCCUGCCCGUCCUGGUCUCCUGAGGCCCUCCGAGGUCUCGAGGGCCUGCUGACAGACCUGGAGGCGUGGGGGGAAGGAGGGCCCCGAGGACGCCUGAGACAGGGGCAGGGGCUGAGGCUGGGGCCCAGGCCUGGCUGCCCGUCGGUCCUUCUGCCUACUCUCCUUCUGAGUUCUAAGGGCGCCAGGCACCGGGUCUCAGUGGGGGCCCCAGGACGGGGGAGGCAGGUAGCAAGCGGAGUCCACCUGCCCAGCACAAGGGUGAGCAGGCCCAGGCUGCAGGCACAGGCUGCCGUCUGGCCUGGGCAGAGUGCCCUGGACGGGGCACACCGGGGAGGCUAACAGGCCCCGGGGGUGAGCGGGCAGGGCCCACAGGGCAGUGCUGCAGGGGCAUUGCCCUGCCCCGUGGCCAGAACACAGCCCCAAGACAUCCACAUCUCACCCCCAGGGCCUGUGGACAUGGCACCUCCUGGGGCAGAAGGGGCCCUGAGCUGGGGACACCCAGGUCACCCCAGAGUCCCCAUGGGAGGCAGGAAGAGGCUGCAUGCUGGCUGUGGAGCGGGAGGAGGGGGACAGGGCCUCUCCUGGGCCUCAGGAGGGCGGUCCUGCCACCCCUGGGUUCAGCCCAGGGCGGCCCACACCGGCUCCCCCAGAAACAUCAGAUAAUAAACACUGCAGCCUGUCAGAAGCUGUCACGUCACAGGAUGCACACAGAGGCCGUCAUCUCAGCCUCCCGGGUCUCAGGACGGGCAGGGGCUGCUGAGGGGCUUUGUGUCCUCGCCCUCCAUGGAUGGGCCCUCGGGGCAGCACACCCAGCGGCAUCUCUUCCACUAACUGGCCCUCACCAUUUUCCUCCGUGCUGGGCAUGGCUGACCCCUACUGCCCACAUGGUUGGUAGCUCUAGCCAUCAGAGGCAAGAGCACUCAGCAGCUCAGCCUCAUGUCCCCACAGGCUGCGCAACUCGAGGCUCCUGCUUCCGCCAGGAGCAAGCCAGCGGUGGCACGGCCCCAGAGGGCGGGGUGCGGCGGCUGUCAGCACAGGCUGUCUCCUCCGGACAGGAGCUCCUGCUCAUCCAAGGCCCUGUGUGACUCCCAGACUUGGAUUUAGGAAGUGACUGUCGGGCUGACUCCGCCAGCUUCCCCUGUGCUCUGCCAUGCUGCCAGGGCGUCCACCAGGACGGUCCACCACGGUGUCCUUUCAGUCACAGAAGCCCAGAAACCAGAGCAGGACACGUGGUGUGGGGCCUUGGGGCUGUGGGACUCCAGGCCACUCCACCUCCUGAGGGCAGAAGCUCCUGCUGCGCCUUGCUGGCUGCCCAGUGCCGUGGAAGGACAGAGGCGCAGGCCUGGGUGCUGAGCAGAGAACCCGCCCAGGAGGACUUCCUGGAGCACUGGUGCAGUGAUGGCCUUCUGCCAGCACGUGGCACGCGGCCUUCCUGGACACUGCCACUCGAUGUCCACGGCCUGCUGUCAGGAGUGCACAGCCCCAGGGCUCCCUGGGGGGCACGUCCCCCAGGACAGCGCCCACGCCCUGCCAGCCGCUCGGGCCCUCUGGACACACUGGCGCAGAAGGAAAACGCCCAGCCACCGGCUCCUCUUUCAAGUAGGUGUAUUUUAAAUAGCUUUCCAGAUACACAUAUUUUUCCCUUUAAAAAACGUCUGUCAGAGCAGUUUUGUUCCUGGUUCUGCUGGUCACCCUUGUGGUCCCAAGGCCGGCGCUCGCGGUGCGGUCCAAGGCCCCGGGGCCCGUGCAGGUGGCACACGUGGCCCUGGCGGAGCAGCUCCACCCGCAGCUGCACAGAUCAUGCGUGGCCGCGCGUGAGCUAAAACGUCCAUUUAUUUCAAAGCAGUAAUAAUUUAAAAUCAUAAAAACCUUUCCACCGCCGAACGUUUGGAGGGUGAGGUUAGAGAUGGGACAGAAGGCUGGUGCCCUGUGGGGGACAUGUGGCCCACACCCCUCCGUGCAGGGAGCAGCUGGGCACGGACGUGCCUCCGGGGCUGGCUGAGCUCUGGUCCCCCUGGAGAGCCGGUCCCCGAGCCUGGCGCAGCCUGGGGCCUGCCGGUGCUGCGCAGCGGCCUGGGAGCUGGAGCUGGGCGCCAGCUCAGGAGUUGCUCGUGGCGUUCUCGUUGCUGGGCGAGGAGGAGGAGGAGGAGGAGGAGGAGGAGGAGAAGCUCACCCCAGUCAGGCCGGGGGGGUUGGUGGCCGUGUUCUGUCCGGUGAGGCUCUUGCGGCAGACGGGGCAGCUGUCAUGCUUUGUGGGGACAGAGGCGAGGCGGGGAGUUAGAAGCUGGCGCCCCCGGGGCGGGCACGGGCGGCGGGCGGGCUCACCUGCUCCAGCCAGGGCACGAUGCAGCCGUUGUGGAACAGGUGGUUGCAGGGCAGCUGCCGCACACUCUCGCCCAGCGCGUAGUCGUCCUUGCACACGGGA
This is a messenger RNA of Sciurus carolinensis (gray squirrel), 2962 nucleotides long. It is a transcript of the gene Fgf22, whose product is annotated as fibroblast growth factor 22. NCBI's taxonomy places the organism in Eukaryota, Metazoa, Chordata, Mammalia, Rodentia, Sciuridae. Gene Ontology annotation, biological process: cell differentiation; fibroblast growth factor receptor signaling pathway; regulation of cell migration. Gene Ontology annotation, cellular component: cytoplasm. The coding region runs from base 48 to 560 and encodes 170 amino acids. Gene Ontology annotation, molecular function: fibroblast growth factor receptor binding; growth factor activity. The transcript is spliced from 3 exons. The record is from RefSeq and is a predicted model, not a curated record.